UGUGACCAAAUGUAAGGAAAACACGACCAGCUGGCUGUUACGUCGUCGUCUGCAAGAGAUUCAGUUAACAAAAUAAUUUUUAAUUAUUGAAUAAAAAUGUUGCCCUUAGCCCGCGGCAUCUAUAGCAACUUGCUGCAAAUUACACGCAAUGGACGUGUCGCCAUACACACUGCAAGCGCACUGAGAUGUAAAGCUGCAACUGAAGAGUCUUCCGUCAACGAGGAGGAAAAGGAGGCAGAAGCAGAUUCUGCCCCUGAUGGAAAGGAUCGGACAAAGGUCAUACCAGUGGAAACUUCUAUACGGUACUUGAAGAGCGACGCCUACAAAACAACCUAUGGCGAAGAGCAUGUGUGGACACAAUAUCGCCGCAAUCACAAAGGAAUGUAUGCGCCGCGGAAGACACGCAAACAAUGCAUACGUCAGGGAAAAAUCUCCACGGGCAAUCCGUGCCCCAUAUGCCGCGAUGAGUACUUAGUGCUGGACUACCGCAAUACAGAGCUGCUUCAGCAGUUCAUCUCCCCAUACAGUGGCCAAGUGCUGAGCUACUCCAAGACCGGUCUUUGUCAAAAAAGCCAUUUGCGCUUGACGGUUGCCGUGGAGCAAGCGCGUGAUUGCGGUCUGAUAACCUAUGAUGUGCCUUUCCGGGAAUACGACUAUGCUGAAUAUUAUGGCAAAAAGGAAGAGCAGAAAAAGUAAAGAAAAAUCAAUUACAAAUAGAGCUUUUUAAUAUCAA
Molecule: messenger RNA, 733 nt
Organism: Drosophila albomicans
Lineage: Eukaryota; Metazoa; Arthropoda; Insecta; Diptera; Drosophilidae
Gene: mRpS18B
Product: 28S ribosomal protein S18b, mitochondrial
Exons: 2
Coding region: 97-696 (199 amino acids)
Biological process (GO): mitochondrial translation
Cellular component (GO): mitochondrion; ribosome
Molecular function (GO): structural constituent of ribosome
Source: RefSeq, a predicted model, not a curated record